Iphiclides podalirius (scarce swallowtail) is the source of this 543-nucleotide messenger RNA. Lineage: Eukaryota; Metazoa; Arthropoda; Insecta; Lepidoptera; Papilionidae. The record is from the annotation of a GenBank genome assembly.
AUGGAUUUUGACAAAAAACGUCCUGCAUUGGAAAACAUAAAAAAGGAUGCCAGCAAGAAACCUUUUGAUAAAAAAGCAUAUCGUUUAAAGAAAUACAGUAAAAAGUAUAAAUUAGAACAAUGGGAGGAGCAGAGAAAGAAAAAAAUGCUCUAUGAUUAUCAUAAAAGUAUCAAAAAUGACCCAAUGCUUGGUUCUUACAAACCAAAAUCUUUUGAUGAAGAUACUAUUGAUUCAAAUGAACAAAAUGUUGGUAAGUUUGUAAGACACCCUGAUUUAAUUGAAAAAGAAAAUAUAAAAAAACAAACAGAGAAAAGUAAAAGAGACCCUUUUUACAAAGCGAAACAACACCUUGAAAAGAUUAAACAAGAGAAAAUGCAGAAGCAGCAGGAAUUAGAGAAAUCCAGGGUGGAAAGAGCACAGAAGCUGGAAGAAUAUAAGAAGAAAAAACAAGAAAGGUUUAAGAAAUUAAGCAAGAAAACAAAGAGAGGACAGCCAGUGAUGACUGGAAGACUGGAAUUGCUGUUGGAAAAGAUUCAGAGCACA